Magallana angulata is the source of this 5102-nucleotide messenger RNA. RefSeq names its product solute carrier family 2, facilitated glucose transporter member 1-like. The transcript is spliced from 12 exons. The record is from RefSeq and is a predicted model, not a curated record. Lineage: Eukaryota; Metazoa; Mollusca; Bivalvia; Ostreida; Ostreidae. Gene Ontology annotation, biological process: monosaccharide transmembrane transport. The coding region runs from base 264 to 1859 and encodes 531 amino acids. Gene Ontology annotation, cellular component: membrane. Gene Ontology annotation, molecular function: hexose transmembrane transporter activity.
GUGUAAUGGGAAGAGUUUUAAAUAAAUGUGUCUGAGCAGAUAACGCGUGAGGGUGAAGGAACAGAAGGGUAUCCACUACGGUCGUAAAUCUGUCCGUGUACUCUUGUGGACCAGUAGUGGUCGUCAUCUGACAUCGAGGGAGGGUCGCUAGAGUCCGGGCUGUAUAUCGUAGACAGGAGUUGAAGGUCAUACAGAACACCAACUUUACACGGAGACGAGAAGAGAGACUAUUAGCUACAAAACGUUGAUCACGCACUGAAAUCAUGACUGAUAGGGAAGUAAACUACUCGUGCUAUUUGAUAUGUAGCGUGUUUUUCUGUGUGUUUGGGAAUUCCUUUCUAUACGGCUACAAUAUCGGCGAUGUCAACAACCCAGCCAAGAUUAUUCAGAUGUUCUACCAUGAUGUCCUGGAUGAGAGAGCAGGAAUCAAAGAAAUGGACGACAACAGCACUGUCGUCACUUACAGUGGAAACGGCACCGCAAACAUGACGAUUCCCAUAAAAAGGUCCGAAAUGAACUACCUUAAUUACGAGGCCCCGGACAACGUAGAAUGGCUCUGGUCCAUCACCGUCGCCAUCUUUGUCUUGUUCGGAAUGAUCGGCGCUUUUGCCUCUGGUGCAUGGGCAGAUUAUUUCGGAAGGAAGAGGGGAAUGAUCCUCAUCACCUUCAUCAUGUUUGUGGCUGCCAUCUUUGGAGGAAUCCCCAAGGUGACCCGGUCCUUCGAGGUCCUCAUUGUCCACCGCGCUCUGGUCGGGCUCCAUUGUGGUCUGAACGUGAGUCUGGCCUCCCUCUACCUGGCUGAGAUCUCACCCAAGAAGAUCCGGGGGGCCAUCGGAACGUGUCACCAGCUGUUCAUCACCGUCGGCAUCCUGUGGUCCAACAUCAUGGGCGUGUCCAAACUCUUUGGCACCAAGGAAUUAUGGGAGUGGGUGUUUAUCUUUAACGCCUUCCCUGCCCUGGUCUGUCUCAUUGGUCUCCCCUUCUGCCCCGAGAGCCCCCGAUACCUCCUCAUCAAGAAGAAUGAAGAGGAAGAAGCCAGGGACGCUCUGAGGAAGUUGAGAGGUUACUUUGACGUUGAGGACGAGAUUGAUGAGAUGAAGGUGGAAGCUCGUAGAUCUCAGAGCGUCGAGUCCUUCACCCUGAAGCAACUGCUGACCACCGUCGACCUCCGCUGGCCCGUCAUCAUCGCCUGUGUCCUCCAGAUCUCCCAGCAGUGGUCCGGCAUCAACGCCGUGAUGUCCUUCUCCAGCUUCAUGUACAAGAACGCCGGGGUGGAGCUGACGGUGGUGGAGUGGGUGGUGUGUCUGACCAGUCUCAUCAACGUGGUCACCACCUUGAUCGCGGUGCCUCUGAUGGAGAAGGCUGGGCGACGCCCACUCCUGCUCUACCCCAUGGUCUGUAUGGUGGUCUCCUUCAUCGCUCUCACAAUCUUCCACAACCUGCAGUACGAGGAAAGUCUACAGGAUUCCCGAGGAAUUUUUGCGGUGAUUGCCAUCAUUGCUAUGCACACAUACGUCGUUGGAUUCGCCCUUGGACUCGGCCCCAUCCCAUUUAUUGUUGUGGGCGAGAUCUUCCGACAAGAACCCCGUGCUGCAGCCAUGAGUCUCUCUCUGACCUUCAACUGGGUCUGCAACUUCAUUCUGAACUUAAUCUUCAGGUUUAUGCAGAAAGCCAUGUUGGGCUAUGUGUACCUGCCCUUCAUUGUUAUCCUGAUAGGAGCCAUAGUCUUCAUAUUCUUCAAAGUUCCCGAGACAAAGAACAGAACUUUUGACGAGAUAGCUGCCACCAUCACCCGCGGCCGCAAAGCCAAGGCGCCAUUCGAUGAUUUAGGAGAGGAAAUGCAAAAGAUGAAUUCUUAAUGAUCAAGUUAUUUAGGAAUUUUUUUUUAUUUAUAUAGUAAGGGAGACUUCCUAGGGCAUUAAGUGUUCAACUUGUAUGUAUUUCUAAGUACAUGUAUUUAUUUAUACAAUAUAUUCUACAUAAAUAGUACAUGUCUGCAGUUGAAUACGUAUAAACAAUAUAAGUUAUCAGACAUUUUUUAAAGAAUUUGACAUUUGCCCUAAAUUUGUUAUGGUGCUUGCACUUACUGGUACAUUGUAUUGAUUUGAAGUGUGAUAGAUAUUACACAAAAUGACUUAAAUAUUGACAGACUGUGGAAUGAUCUGGAUUUAGUGUUUGUUACAUAUAUUUUAGUUUGUUUCUAAAAAAGUUUUGUGUACUAGAUUCAACAAGAGAUCAUGGGAAAAAUCUGAUUUACUAAAUGUAAACAUGGGUUAGGUAACGAAGUUCUUAGGGAAUGCUUGUGCUAUUACUGGUAGUCAAAAUCAGAAUAAACAAAUUGAGAUGCAAAGACGUAUUUAGAUGAUAACACUUGAUUUUUUUUUGUAUGUGAAGAAUAAAGGUACAGCUAUUCAAAAAGUGAAAUCCCUAACCUUUCGGAGGGGGUUUACAGUCGCAAGGUGGUACCUCCCCAAACAUAUCCUUUUGGUCAGGAAUCGCUGUUCACUGCACACAUCCUUAUAUUCUUUGAGAAAGUCGUACUAGUAUUUAGAGAUAUCAAAGUACUUCGUGCAACAAAUAGUGGGAAGUUUCCUCAAUGCUUUUGUAAGAACACUAGUCAGAAUGAGCAAACAAACCUCAAAGCAACAUACUGGUAAAGGGUUGCUAACCCAGUUUGUUAUUGGGUCGCAGCUUAAGUUUGACACAGUCUGAGUAUUCCAUGUAUUCAUAGCAUUCAAAGAUGUAACUACGUUUUCACAAGAAAUUUUUUCUUCUGUAUUUUUGUGGGAUAGGGAGUGCUUCUGCCUGUCUGUAGCUUUGCUAGAUGUAGGAAUUCUCCGUUGUUAAUCAGAUCAGCUGUGCGUCUAUCGUGUGAUAUUGCUUAAGUGUUAAGCUUGCCUUACUCUAUAAAGGGAAAUCAAAAUUAGUUCCAUAUAUCACUCCAUAAAUUGUAGUUGGUUGUGAAAAGCAUAAUACAUUCUGAAUACAUCCUGGAUUCAUUUCUGUAGUUUUCUUCUUUUAUAAAGAAAGUGAAUGAGAUUUCUGUUUUAAUAAUGUGGUUUUUCACGAUGGUUUUAAUUUCACUAUGUCGGCGAUUUAUUGUGGUUUACGGUAGGGUAUUUGAGGAGGGUUCUGUGUUGAGAGUUGAUUGGUGGAGACAGUGGAACUGUCUUAUCACUGCGUCUCAGGCUCAAUGCGAGGACUGACUCAACAGUAGGUAGGAGAACCAAGCUUUAGUUGGAUCGGGUAAAAAUCAAAUUUAUGCAGAAGGAAUGAGUUCAGCUCAAUGAUUUUGUUUUAUUUUGGGGUAUAAGCUUGAUGAUUUAGUUUUGAAUUUUUAGCUGGAUUUAUUUGUUUGAGAAGGUUUAGAUUCAUGUUGCUAUGCAAUGUUGCAAGCUUGUACAGUAAAAUACAUGUAUAAAAUUGCUACAACUUUUUGUUAGAAUCUGCAUGGAAAUAGUUACUCCUUAACAGUUGGAGCAUAAUGUUCUAGUCUGUCAAAGGGUUCGCUCUGUUUUGUAUCAACAUAAAAACUCUUGUCCUGUAUCAUUUGUGCAGCUAGUACAUGUGUAUUUUCAAUUUUGUUAAAUAAGUGUUGAUGGAUGUGGCCGUAACAUUCAUUAGAUCUCAUGUUAGUUUGUUUUCUAUUCUGUUUGCUCUUGUUAAGAACAAUAGAACUGUAAACAAAAGUAAUUAAGGCCAUAGGCAUAUGCUCAGAAAAUGAUAAGGUGUAGUUUAGUUACAUAAUUAAACCUUGUAUCAGUAAGUUUUGAUUAACCAAUGUCUGAAAUUCUCAGGUAAAUUAUUGACUAAUGUGAUGUCAUACCGGUACUUAUUAAAAUGAAAUAAUUAUUUAAUAGUAGAUGAUCUGAAUCUAUAAGAGCAUAUCUAUGGUGUAACAGUGCUAUACAACGUGUUGUCCGACUCAUGACAAGUUAUUUUUGAGGGAGAUUGUUCUUGGUAUGCGUGCGUUUUUCAUCGUAGUGCUUCUGUUAUCAUUGUUAUUUGUUAAAUCUAUCUUUUUAGUGCUGGUCCUAAAAAUAGUGCUUAAUUUCUACCCUUUUAUCUUGUGUUUGUUUAGUUUUAUGUUUUAGGAGCAAAAUUUUAAUUUUUAUUCAUAUUGAAUGUAUUAACUUUAUUUUAUGCAUAUACAUUUAUAAUCAUUAACUAUUGGGCAAUAGUUAUUUUUGUUAAUAUUAUUUAUAUAUCAUUUAGUGCAUGUACAUUUUAUUUUUUGAAAGUCAAGUGCUUUGAUCACAAUAGUGCUGUGAAGCAAGAUUAAAAUUUUUAAUUGAAAAAAGGAAGAAGACAAUUAUGAAUCAAUCAAUGUGUUCUGAUUCUACAAACUUCAGAAGUUUACUAUAUUUUGACUGGGAGGGUCAUUAUUUUUGCCAUUCACUUGUAUCUCAGCCAGCCAGUAAUUUUUACCUGAGUUUUAAUGUAAAAAUCAUAUAUUUUUAAUAUCUGUGUACAUUGUUCUAUUUAAUAUAAAUGGUCAGUGUAAUUUAUGUACAUAUCCUGUUUAUGAAGAUGUUGUAUCAAUAGCAGCUUAAGAAAAAUGAAUGCUUUUUAAUACAAUCAUAAGCAAGUUUUCACUUUAUUUUCAAUAUUUUUGUGUAAUGAGUUGUUUUAAAGUUCUUUAAUGUUGGGUUAAUAAUCAUCUGUAAUGAUUUGACUUGCAAUGAUACAUAACCUAACAUUUACACAUUUCAAAAUAUAUCCCUGGCCUUCUCCUGGAUUUUCAAUAAUUUUUUUAAGGGUGUGGGCUGGGGGUUAUAGUUGAAUACAGGAUAGAAGAAUGUCCUCUCUUGAGAGAUAGCUUCAACAAGGGGAUCUUGUCCAGGAGUUGGCCAAUUCUGGGUUUUCCAUCAAAACAUGCUCUUCCAUUAAACACUGGUACUACAUAGAACAUGAAGGCAUGUUUGUCACCAGUGUAUCAGUUUGUGUAAAUAUCUCAACUUUAUUUCCUUUGCUCUUUUAUUGUUUGAUAAGUUUGCUUUCUUCCUGAACCACCACUAGUUGUAGGAUCAAAACCACUGCUAUUCUGUAGUGUGGGUGUGUGUCUGGUAUUAUAUGUAGUGUGAAAAUAAACUAUAUAAAGU